UCUGACGUUUGUAGUGGACUAAGGAAUGCUUUUACUUGCUGCUGAGCCUGACUGUAACUGUAUUGCUGUAGGACACUUACCAUGGGGUCUAGAGCUACUGAAACAGCCCGGGAACUGGAAGGCACCUCUUUAAAGUACCAAAUAGGAGGACACACUGAGAAAAUGUGGCAACGGCUCAAAGGAAUAUUAAGAUGCCUGGUCAAGCAACUGGAGAAAGGUGAUGUUAAUGUGGUGGAUUUAAAAAAGAAUAUUGAAUAUGCAGCAUCUGUGUUGGAAGCAGUUUAUAUUGAUGAAACCAGGAGACUUUUGGAUACUGAAGAUGAACUUUCUGACAUCCAAUCCGAUUCAGUCCCACUGGAAGUACGGGACUGGCUGGCUUCUACCUUCACGAGGAAAAUGGGGAUGACGAAAAGGAGACCCGAAGAAAAGCCAAAAUUUCGAAGCAUCGUACAUGCUGUACAGGCUGGGAUAUUUGUAGAAAGGAUGUACCGAAGGACCUCUAACAUGGUUGGUUUGGCAUACCCAGCAGAAGUGAUAGUAACAUUUAAGGAUGUUGAUAAAUGGUCAUUUGAUGUGUUUGCCCUAAAUGAAGCAAGUGGAGAGCACAGUCUGAAAUUCAUGAUGUAUGAGCUGUUCACCAGAUAUGACCUUAUAAGCCGUUUCAAGAUCCCUGUGCCCAGUCUUAUUUCAUUUGCAGAAGCUUUGGAGGUUGGUUACAGCAAGUACAAAAAUCCAUACCACAAUCUGAUCCAUGCAGCUGAUGUUACUCAAACCGUGCAUUACAUAAUGCUUCAUACUGGUAUCAUGCACUGGCUCACAGAACUGGAAAUUUUAGCUAUGAUCUUCGCAGCUGCAGUCCAUGAUUAUGAGCAUACUGGGACCACAAACAAUUUCCAUAUCCAGACAAGGUCAGACGUUGCAAUUUUGUACAAUGAUCGUUCUGUUCUUGAAAAUCAUCAUGUGAGUGCUGCUUACAGACUUAUGCAAGAGGAAGAGAUGAACAUUCUGGCAAAUUUAACCAAAGAUGACUGGAGGGAACUGCGUAGCCUGGUCAUUGAGAUGGUCUUGUCAACAGAUAUGUCAGGACAUUUCCAGCAAAUUAAAACAAUGCGACAUACUCUGCAGCAGACAGAGGGGAUAGACAAAGCCAAAGCCAUGUCUUUGAUUCUACAUGCAGCAGACAUAAGCCAUCCAGCAAAAUCUUGGGAACUGCACUACCGGUGGACAACGGCACUGAUGGAAGAAUUUUUUCGACAGGGAGACAAGGAGGCUGCUUUAGGGCUACCAUUUUCCCCACUCUGUGACCGCAAAUCUACCAUGGUGGCUCAGUCCCAAAUAGGUUUCAUUGAUUUCAUAGUAGAGCCCACGUUUUCUCUUCUAACGGACUCAAUGGAGAAAAUUAUUAUUCCUCUUAUAGAGGAAGCUUCAAAGUCUGAAAGUUCUGCCUUUGGGGCACCCAGCCAGCAUAGCUUGGGAGCAGUAAGCAAUGCUGAUGUACAAAGAAGACCCAGUGUUAAAAGUACUACAAGUGCUGGAGGGACUUCCACAGACAAUUCUUUAGCAACGGUAGACCUAUCAAGCUUUAAGGACAACUUGGUGCAGAUCAUUCAAGAAAACAAAGAAAGAUGGAAAGAGUUAGCUGUGCAAGACCUAUCAGGAAAAGAAAGUAACAGAAGUAAAGCCCAAGACAGUAAAAGAGCAGAUGUAGGAAUACAGGAGAAAGCAUCAAGACGUAGAGAAGAUUUUGUACUGUCUAGUAAAUCCUGUCCUGUCUCAACUCCAUUACCAAAUGUUCCCACUGGUUCUGUACUACAGUACCCUGAUAGUAACACAGCUGAGCCAAUGGAAAUCAACUUUUUAGUUUAUAAUGCAGACUCAGAGCUUCUACAGCCACAGGACAGUGAUAUUAUGGAGACCACAGAAUCAUAUGAGGAUUUCAUAGGGAAUGAACCUGCAUGGAGUAAGGAGGGUCGGGACACAGAGUCAGAUAUACAAGAGAUGAGAGACAUGAUACCAAGAACAAGGAGUCUGGGUCCUAAUGAGAGCGAUGAUAUCAUCAUUGAGGAAUAUAUACCUGACUAUCCUGAAUCCCAACCAUUAACCCAUCCCUGUGAUUACCCUGCCAAAACUUUUCAAGAACACACCACUAACUUUUCUUUUUUUCAGGCAGAUUUAACUAAGAGUGACAUGGAGAUUUUAUCACUGUGGAAUGAAGAACUUGUGAGAAAUGUUGGUGAACAGCAAAAAGACCAAAGCAGAAAACCUGCAGAUGCACAAUUACAGGAGGAAACAACCAGGACACAAAAUGAGAGUAGUCAGGGAAGUGAUGACACGCCUUUACCAAGAAGCUCCACUCCCAGUUCCUUCGUCCUACAAGUUAUAACUUUCGACUGUCCUCCUAGCGCAUCCAGCUCGGAGAAAUUCACUAACUCUGAUCCAAACCAGAAAGAUCCCACCGAGGCACAGCAAGAAACACAGCCCACUGACCCAUUGAAUGGUGAGCCUAAACACUGUCAAAAAUCAGAAGAUAUAAUAAAAGCCACUGAACAAAAACAUGCUGUGAUACACAACUAGAUUUGCUACUUCUUAAAGGCUUCUGACAUUUUAGUCAUGAGAGGAAAAACAGAACAGCACUACAAGUUCCUAAUUCAGCUUUCUGUGAAGCUAUCAUCUCCUCUAUGUACUCGUUCUCGGACCAUGCCAUUUUUAUGGACAACCAUUGGACAAAAUAAUGAUAGUAAAAACCAUAAAAUCCUGAGCUGGUAACUCAAGGCACUUAAUAACUCUCAAGGUUUGAGAUGCAUUUGUAACUGGUUUAUUUCCUCUUCUAUUUUGCCUUCUUAAACCUAGCCAGAGUACUUUUUCAGCCAAAACUUGGACUUCAUUUUAUUUGCAUCACUGAAACCAGUCGUUGCCAAAUGAGCAUGAGAUACAUGUUAAUAUAUAAGGCACUUAUCAUUUGCCUGGUUUGCUGUAAAACUGCUGGUAACCUUGAUCUACAUCCAACGGAAAUGGAAAGCCAAACUGAAGCUGGCACAGACAAUUGUUUAUGCAUCCACACUGCAUAAUGACAUUUAAGUCCCACUUGUCAGAUUUCUUAAAAUCUUUGGAAACAAAUUAGAAUGUAGACUGUACAGAGAAAUGUUAGUGUUGUACUGAGCAGCCCAUGUGAACAAUCAAUGUAUCCUGAUGCUGUGGCUGCAAUUUGGAAAAAAACUUGGUGUUUAAUGAAACCAGCCUUUGAAAUAUC
Malaclemys terrapin pileata is the source of this 3250-nucleotide messenger RNA. RefSeq names its product phosphodiesterase 1A (gene PDE1A). Gene Ontology annotation, molecular function: 3',5'-cyclic-nucleotide phosphodiesterase activity. The transcript is spliced from 18 exons. Gene Ontology annotation, biological process: signal transduction. NCBI's taxonomy places the organism in Eukaryota, Metazoa, Chordata, Testudines, Emydidae. Bases 82 to 2574 code for a protein of 830 amino acids. The record is from RefSeq and is a predicted model, not a curated record.